Molecule: messenger RNA, 1058 nt
Organism: Saccostrea cuccullata (small rock oyster)
Lineage: Eukaryota; Metazoa; Mollusca; Bivalvia; Ostreida; Ostreidae
Product: cysteine-rich venom protein kaouthin-2-like
Exons: 8
Cellular component (GO): extracellular region
Source: RefSeq, a predicted model, not a curated record
AGUUCACGCUGGGAACAUGUAUUGACAAAUUUAAGGUGUACCCCCAUCACACUGCCUGUCUGUCGCGGUCCCCGGAUUCCAGUCCAGGGGUUGUGAGACCACAGGAUGCAGUAGCCGCCCACAAUAAAUACCGAGGAAUAGCCGCCGCCAAAAACGGCGCUCUCAACAUGAUGACCAUGGUCUGGGACCCGGAAGUGGCUACAGUAGCCCGGAAAUGGGCGGAAAACUGUAAAACGGUACACGACGGAAACAGAGAGCGGUUCAUCCCAGGUCGCUUUACGUUGGGACAGAAUCUGGCAUACAACCAUUUUGGUUCCAUGACAUGGGACGAUGUCGUUAAGUUGUGGUACGACGAGGAACCGGAUUUUACGUACGGGGGAAACAGUAACGAUUACAUGAAGGUCGGACAUUAUACACAGUUGGUGUGGGCGGAGUCCUACAUUCUCGGCUGUGGCUACAGUAACUGCAGUGGUACUCAUUUCUACGUCUGUAACUACGGCCCAGCAGGAAAUAGUCCAUCAUCAAGAUUAGGUACACCCUACGAGAAACACGGACCUCCCUGUAAAAGCAGCGAUAGUCAAGGGCUGUGUGUUUGUCCCGGGACAACGACUUGCGAGGGAAAUGCCAAGAAGAACCAUACCACCUGCGCAUGCUCAUGUCCUAGUACUAAUGUUUAUUCAGGAAAUAAAUGCGAACUGACCUGUAGCGGUCAACAGGACCCUUCCUUCUGUAGUUUAUCCUAUAAGAAGGAUCAGUGCCUAAGACUGAGUAACGUGGCGUUCGAUUGUCCUUUCCUGUGUAACGUCUGUCCCUACGCUGAAAAAACUUACACUGAAGGCAGCACAAAACUACAAUGUGUUAAAAGUGGAGGCUGUACAAGUUUGAACGGCGGAUCUAACAGUGGCGGUACAGGGAACAACGGAAGUGGAUUGAAGGGGAAAGGUUCAAAAGGAAAUACUGGAAUACGAAGUGAAGCGCUUUGUUCAGUUGUACUUUUUAUCGCAUUACUUUCAUUUAUUCUUUGAUAAAUUGAUUUGUUUUUUCAUAAUAACGGUAGA